AUGGGUGAUGCUGUCUGGGCACACAUGGAAGUGCUUUCGAUCUUGAUGACGACUCAUAGGAGGAUGAUGGGGGGAGUGGAUGGAGUUCCUGUCGAGAUUGGGAAGUGGGGACUGAGGCAUGGGCUAACAGGUUUUGGGCUUCCUGGACACCCUCCAUGGCCGGAGGCAAAGGAGGGCGACGGUGUUCUGGCGCAUAGGAACACUCUACAGCCGUACAGUGAUCAUAUCCGGCGGUCCGCUGUCCUGGGCGGUUUGUGGGACGAGAGGAAUGAUGUGAGACUUCCCGGGUUAAAGGCAACCUGGGAGGCACCCAACAUGCACACCGUUGGGCUCGAUGAACUGGACGUUCCUGAUCCUCUCACACCUCGAAAGGACAGCGUAAAUCCCACCGCAGCCCUGGAGGUCCCCUCCUUGGUGUGCCUGAGCAUUGACGGGGAUAAGGGCUUCGUCGAAGGGGAGAUCAAGUUCGUCGACGAAACCCUCGACCAGAACGAGAGUAGAGGCGAGAGAAGGCUCCUCUUCUUCCGCCCAGUCGUUCUCACUAAAGAACUCUUCUGGUUCAGAAGAGACCCCAUCAUCAUCCUCCAGCGGGCAGAAUGGAUGUCCAGCGAGUCUCAGCAGGAUAUCUCCAUCCUCGUCACCUUCCCUCCUGACUGUCUCAGCUCCGGUCUGGUUGCGGCACACCGAACCUUGGCCACUCCCAUCCCGGAAGCUUGGUCCCAAGUCGGAACAUUCGGAGACCCCAGAUUCGCUCCGAUAUCCCGACGGACCUCCGACAUCCCGUGA
Messenger RNA from Cantharellus anzutake, 786 nucleotides. RefSeq lists its product as uncharacterized. The transcript has 3 exons. The record is from RefSeq and is a predicted model, not a curated record. The coding region runs from base 1 to 786 and encodes 261 amino acids. NCBI's taxonomy places the organism in Eukaryota, Fungi, Basidiomycota, Agaricomycetes, Cantharellales, Hydnaceae.